Cavia porcellus (domestic guinea pig) is the source of this 866-nucleotide messenger RNA. RefSeq names its product GINS complex subunit 1 (gene Gins1). The transcript is spliced from 7 exons. Lineage: Eukaryota; Metazoa; Chordata; Mammalia; Rodentia; Caviidae. The record is from RefSeq and is a predicted model, not a curated record. Gene Ontology annotation, cellular component: GINS complex. The coding region runs from base 125 to 715 and encodes 196 amino acids. Gene Ontology annotation, biological process: DNA replication; DNA strand elongation involved in mitotic DNA replication.
CACGGAGCGAAGGCGGAGACAAAGAAUUGGAGCUGUGGGGAACUGAGCAACGUGAGCCUUGCGGCCUUGAGGCCAGCGACUGUUCGGCGUGAGAACAAAACCGUAGGAAAGGGGCGCGUCCGUCAUGUUUUGUGAAAAAGCUAUGGAGCUGGUCCGGGAACUGCACCGCGCUCCCGAAGGGCAGCUGCCCCCUUUCAACGAGGAUGGAAUCAGACAAGUUCUGGAGGAAAUGAAAGCUUUAUAUGAACAAAACCAAUCUGAUGUGAAUGAUGCAAAGUUAGGUGGACGAGGUGAUUUGAUACCGACCAUCAAAUUUCGGCACUGCUCUCUGUUGAGAAAUCGACGCUGUACUGUAGCAUACCUGUAUGACCGGCUGCUUCGAAUCAGAGCCCUCAGGUGGGAAUAUGGCAGCGUCUUGCCUAGCGCUUUACGGUUCCACAUGUCUGCUGAAGAAAUGGAGUGGUUCAAUCAGUAUAAAAAGUCCCUUGCCACUUAUAUGAGGUCCCUGGGAGGAGCUGAAGGCCUGGACAUCACACAAGACAUGAAACCACCAAAAAGCCUAUACAUCGAAGUGCGGUGUCUGAAAGACUAUGGAGAAUUUGAAGUUGAUGAUGGCACUUCCGUCCUGUUAAAAAAAAAUAGCCAGCACUUUCUGCCUCGAUGGAAGUGUGAGCAGCUGAUCAGACAGGGAGUCCUGGAGCAUGUGCUGUCAUGACCAUGCCCCGCAGAGUGCUGAGCCUGACUGCCAUAACUUCUGCACCUUGGCCUCCCUGCCCUGCCUGCAACGACACAAAGCCAACCACCCCCAUUUAACCCCAGUCUCAGUCUCCAUUUGAAAUGAAUGUAUACUAGCUAAAAAUUUGAAA